Molecule: messenger RNA, 813 nt
Organism: Acanthisitta chloris (rifleman)
Lineage: Eukaryota; Metazoa; Chordata; Aves; Passeriformes; Acanthisittidae
Gene: CACYBP
Product: calcyclin binding protein
Exons: 5
Biological process (GO): heart development
Cellular component (GO): nucleus
Molecular function (GO): tubulin binding; ubiquitin protein ligase binding; S100 protein binding
Source: RefSeq, a predicted model, not a curated record
UUGUCCCCGAGCCAGCUGCAGAAGGAUUUGGAGGAGGUGAAGGAGCUGCUGGCGAAAGCCACGAGGAAGCGAGCGCGCGAUGUGCUGGCGGCAGAGAAACACAAGCUGGAGCUGGAGCUCAAGAAUCAGCCUCCGCCGAAGCCCAGGGACGCGGCGGAGGAGGAGAAGUCGUCGCUGGGAGGGUACACGGUGAAAAUAAACAACUACGGUUGGGAUCAGUCAGAUAAGUUUGUUAAGAUUUACAUCUCAUUAAAUGGAGUUCAGAAGCUUCCAGCUGAGAGUGUGCAGGUGAAUUUCACAGAGAGGUCAUUUGAUCUGCUAGUGAAGAAUCUGAAUGGGAAGAACUACACCAUGACCUUCAACAACCUCCUGAAGCCCAUCUCUGUGGAAGGCAGCUCCAGAAAGAUAAAGACAGACAUGGUCCUUGUGAUGUGUAAGAAGAAGAAGGAGGAAAAAUGGGAUUGUCUCACUCAAGUGGAAAAAGAAAGCAAAGAGAAAGAGAAGGCUGCCUACGACACUGCAGAUCCCAGCGAGGGGCUGAUGAACAUUUUAAAAAAGAUGUAUGCAGAAGGGGAUGAUGAGAUGAAACGAACCAUCAACAAGGCCUGGGUUGAAAGCAGGGAAAAGCAGUACAAAGGGGACAUACCCAUGGAUCUCUGAGAGUAACCCCAAGGGCUGCCUUAAUACUGAUCUUCCAUGUGAGACAUGCUGUGCUGCAAAGGUCAUCGUUUUACACAACCUUCUUCCAAGCAAAGACAGUCAUUUUCCAUUUCAGGUUGGAGAAAAUAUUUAAAUAAAAUAGCUUAUAAAGCA